GUCUCCGACUGGCCGGCCGCCCCGCCCGCUUGCGUCCAAGAGACACUCUCCCGCGGCUGCGCCGGCCGCACCGCCCAGGAGACAAAGCGCCGCUGUGGCCGGUCGCUGCCACGGAGCGGGUCCUGGGCCAUGGCCGGCCGCCUCCCGGCCCCGCUCCUCCCGUCCCGCCACCGCCCUAGGCCUGCGCAGCGAGAGUUUAUCAUCUGUUUUCCCCUUAUAUCAGUUCACUGAACCUUUCUGCAGUCCUAACAAGUGAGGAAACUGAGGCUCAGAAAGGUGAAGUCAUUCAAGGUCCUCCAGCCUGGGCUGGCAGAGGCAGGAACUUGGCCUCCUCUGGCUUCCUGUCUGGCCACAGGCUAUGGAAUCAGCAAAGGUGCACAGAGCCGGACUCUGAACUUGUUGGAAAGCAGURUGGGAAAUAAUCCAGGCUGGAGACCAGGUACCUGAGCAUCAACUACCUGUCAGGGACUGGAAUUCGGACAAAAAAAUCCCUGUCCUCCUGGACCAGGCAAAAAUGACCCAGAUGCAGAAACAAAGGCCCAAGGAGGCUAACAGCUUGCCUGGGGUCACCCAGCCUGGAUACUGCAGAGCUGACGUGUGAAGCGACUGACCUGUGACUAGCUGACCAGAGGGCGGGGCGGCAAGCAGCGGCCUAAGAGCCCGCGCUGCCCCCAGGCCUGGCCGGUCACCAUGAAGCUGAACGAGCGCAGCCUGGCCUUCUACGCCACGUGCGACGCGCCGGUGGACAACGCGGGCUUCCUGUACAAGAAGGGCGGGCGCCACGCGGCCUACCACCGCCGCUGGUUCGUGCUGCGCGGCAACAUGCUCUUCUACUUCGAGGAGCCGGGCAGCCGCGAGCCCGUGGGCGUCAUCAUCCUGGAGGGCUGCACGGUGGAGCUGGUGGAGGCCGCUGAGGAGUUCGCCUUCGCCGUGCGCUUUGCGGGCGCGCGGGCGCGCACCUACGUGCUGGCGGCCGAGAGCCAAGCGGCCAUGGAGGGCUGGGUGAAGGCGCUGUCGCGGGCCAGCUUCGACUACCUGCGGCUCGUGGUGCGCGAGCUGGAGCAGCAGCUGGCAGCCAUGCGCGCGGCGGGCGGCGCGGCCCCGCCCCGCAGGCCCAGCGCGCUCCCGCCGCGGGAGAACGGCUGCGCCUGCGCUGUGUGGAGCGCCGAGACCCCCGCCGCCCCCGCCGCGCGGCCCGGCCCCGAGCGGCCCCCGCUGCCUCCGCGCCGCAGGGCCUCGGCGCCGCACGGUCCCCUGGACUCGGCCCCCUUCAUCCGGCUGCACGAGUGGUACGGGCAGGAGGUGAGGGCGCUGCGCAACCAGUGGCUCAGCAGCAGGGCCCGGCCCUGAGGUCACGGACCCAAGUCCCAGCCGAGCUAGAGACGCCGGGCCUGUCCCCGGGACCUUAAGACUGUGCCCCACCGCCCGUCCUGUCGCUAAGAGGAGCCAGGUCCAGGGGUUGCCCUAGGGGUCUAGGGGUUGGCUCUUGCAAGCAACUGGCCUCCCGGCUUGGCCGGACACGUGGCUCUGUCCCCAGGGCGCCUUCCCGGGCGGAGGGAGGGCUUGGGCGCAGCGCCGCUCCUGGCUGGACCUUUUGCUGUAGCACCUGCCAGAGAAGCUGCCCUGCCUGGGCCAUCCGCCGGCAGGUGCGGGUUUUAGUGCGAGACCUUAGGGUGAGCUCAUCUGGUUCCAGAGCUCCUGGAGGCCAUGCUCCUUGCGGGCAGAAGCUUCGGGCCCCCUCAUGCUGUCCUUGACUGCGUUCCUCAGUCACCUCCCCAGCCAGCUCUUUGCCCAGGCCUGGGUGGGACCUCUCUGCUGGCUGCCUGACCUCUAGCCCUGGGCUGGGCAGCUCUUUCCAGUAGGUUCCUGGGGGGGGGGGGGCACUUCACUGCUGACUCACAGGGGCAAGGGCCAGGUACUGACCCCGUGGGCAACAGCAGCUGCAGAGCUGUGCUUGGCCUCCAGCCACUGUAUCCCCGAUUUCCCAGGACUCCUGUGCUUGGAGGCCAGCUGCUGACUGGCUCUCCUUCUCACUCACCACAGUGCCCAUUCUUCAUCCAGGAAGAACCCUGGGGCCGGGACACCCCUGGCUCCACCUGGGUCAUGUUUACAGUCCUCAGCUCCCUGCACCCGGGAGCCCUGAGGACACCUCACCUCCACCUUUAUUCCCCGAAGGCUGCUCCUUGGUGACCUACAGACUCAGCCCCUACUCCUUCCUCUUCUGUCUUUGGAGAGCCUGGGGCUGGGGAAAUAUUGGGAGGGUCUGCAAUCAAGGCCUCCCCAGCUCCCUGCUGGCUCAGUGGGCUGGGGCUUGUCUGGGGCUGUGAAUUUUAUUUUUAAAUAUUUAGGAUGUUCUUUUUUGUUUGUUUUUCUGGCAGUGGAUCUUGGUGUUUGCCCUGCUUUUGUUCCUGUUGGGUGGCAGGAAGAAAGCCACUUCAGCUUGGGUGGCACAGUUCCCAGGGAGGGGUGGCCUCAGCUGCAGAGGCACAGGUGGCUCUGAGAUGCCGAGGUGCUGGACAGGGUAUCUCAUCUGUCCUUUGCCCUCUCUGGCAAGCCCUGUUGUCCCCUGGUCACGUGCCUCUGGAGUCUUGGUACGGUCCCUCAUUCCUCUCCGAGUACUGAGCAGUAUGGGUGAUGGUGGCUCCUGUCCACAGGCUCUGGGGCUCAGGAAGACCUGGCCAGGCCCAGCUGGUGGGUGCAAGUUUACAAAUUCUAAAGGUACAGUGACCCCAGUCUCCUGGGGGCAAGGGAUGCUCCUCUCCUCCCAAAGCACACCAUGCAGUCCAGCUGCCUCCAGGGUUGAGUUUGGGGAGAAAUGUGAGCCUGGGAGGGAGAUAUAAGGGCUCAAAUAAAGAAGUCUGUGGAGGAUUGGCUGAUUGUGUCCUUUUUCCCCCAAAAGAUUUGCCUGGCAGAGCCAGAGCAGGCCCUACAAGGGAGGUGACCAAUGUGUGGCUCCUUGUGGCUGAUGCCAGACAUAUUCUCACAACC
Urocitellus parryii (Arctic ground squirrel) is the source of this 2988-nucleotide messenger RNA. RefSeq names its product PH domain containing endocytic trafficking adaptor 1 (gene Pheta1). Gene Ontology annotation, biological process: receptor recycling; endosome organization; retrograde transport, endosome to Golgi. The record is from RefSeq and is a predicted model, not a curated record. NCBI's taxonomy places the organism in Eukaryota, Metazoa, Chordata, Mammalia, Rodentia, Sciuridae. Gene Ontology annotation, cellular component: recycling endosome; trans-Golgi network; early endosome.